AUGGCCUUCACUGACCUACUGGACACCCUGGGCGGUGUGGGCCGCUUCCAGCUCGUCUACACAGCGCUGCUGCUCCUGCCCUGCAGCCUACUGGCCUGUCACAACUUCCUGCAGAACUUCACAGCUGCUGUGCCUCCCCACCACUGCCAGGGCCCUGCCAAUGGCACUCCAGUCACCACCAACCACUCGGGGGGCUGGCUGAGGGCCACCGUGCCCCUGGAUGAAGCCGGGGUCCCUGAGCAGUGCCAGCGCUUCACUGAGCCUCAGUGGGCCCUGCUGACCCCCAACACCUCCAUCCAUGGGGCAGCCACGGAGGGCUGUGAGGACGGCUGGGUCUAUGACCAAAGUGUGUUCCCGUCCACCAUCGUGACAGAGUGGGACCUGGUGUGUGAGGCACGUACCUUCCGGGACCUGGCGCAGUCCAUCUACAUGGCGGGCGUGCUGCUGGGCGCCGCUGUGUUUGGCAGCAUCUCGGACAGGCUGGGCCGCAAGGCCCCCCUGAUCUGGUCGUACCUGCAGCUGGCCAUUUCGGGGGCUGCCACUGCCUACUUCGGUUCCUUCAGCACCUACUGCGCCUUCCGGUUCCUCACGGGCAUGACCUUCUCCGGCAUCAUCCUCAACUCCCUGUCGCUGGUGGUGGAGUGGAUGCCCACCCGGGGCCGGACCGUGGCGGGCAUCCUGCUGGGCUUCUCCUUCACCACAGGCCAGGUCAUCCUGGCCACUGUGGCGUACGUGAUCCGCCCAUGGCGAUGGCUGCAGUUCGCCGUCUCUGCCCCUUUCCUCAUCUUUUUCCUCUAUUCCUGGUGGCUGCCGGAGUCGGCCCGCUGGCUGCUGCUUCAGGGCAAGUCCCAGCUGGCCCUGCAGAACCUGCGCAAGGUGGCGACGCUAAACGGGAGGAAGGAGGAGGGGGACCGGCUGACCAAGGAGGUGGUGAAUUCUUACAUCCAGAGCGAGUUUGCCAACAGCCGGACCUCUAACUCCAUCUUGGACCUGUUCCGAACCCCAACCAUCCGCAAGGUCACCUGCUGUCUCAUGAUGGUCUGGUUCUCCAACUCCGUGGCUUACUAUGGGCUCGCCAUGGACCUGCAGAAGUUCAAGCUCAGCAUCUACCUGGUGCAGGUCCUGUUUGGGGUCAUUGACAUCCCUGCCAUGCUGGUGGCCACCACCACCAUGAUCUACGUGGGUCGCCGGGCCACUGUGGCCUCCUUCCUCAUCCUGGCUGGCUCCAUGGUCAUCGCCAACAUGUUUGUACCUGAAGACAUGCAGAUCCUGCGCACAGCACAGGCUGCACUGGGCAAAGGCUGCCUGGCCAGCUCCUUCAUCUGCGUGUACCUGUUCACGGGAGAGCUGUACCCCACGGAGAUCAGGCAGAUGGGAAUGGGCUUUGCCUCAGUCAAUGCCCGCCUUGGAGGUCUGGCUGCACCCCUGGUCACCACGCUUGGGGAGAUCAGCCCUGUCCUGCCACCUGUGAGCUUUGGGGCCACCUCGAUCCUGGCCGGGUUAGCCAUCUGCCUCCUGACCGAGACCCGCAACAUGCCCCUGCUGGAGACCAUUGAGGCGAUGGAGAGGAGAGCCAAAGGAGGCCCCAGCACGAAGGUUGUGGAAGAGAAGAGCGAAGAAAUUUCCCUCCAACAGAUGGGAGCUUCUGCUCUCAAAGAAACCAUCUAG
Elephantulus edwardii (Cape elephant shrew) is the source of this 1668-nucleotide messenger RNA. RefSeq names its product solute carrier family 22, member 20 (gene SLC22A20). The record is from RefSeq and is a predicted model, not a curated record. The transcript has 10 exons. Gene Ontology annotation, biological process: transmembrane transport. Gene Ontology annotation, molecular function: transmembrane transporter activity. NCBI's taxonomy places the organism in Eukaryota, Metazoa, Chordata, Mammalia, Macroscelidea, Macroscelididae. Bases 1 to 1668 code for a protein of 555 amino acids. Gene Ontology annotation, cellular component: membrane.